UGCUGUAUAGAAGAAAACUGACAGAACACUGUAAACCAGCUAUGAUGGAAAAAAUAAAAGUCAUUAUAAAUGAAAAAAAGGAAUUUGAUCAAGACAGUAAUACAAAUAUAUAUUUUAUCUUUGUAUUCAUAUUCAUAAGGAGGCAUGAAUUCCAAAAACGUAAAAACCUUGAAGACAUUUAUAUUAAAAAAAAUUUUAACGUCUUGACUCAGAAGUUCCCAUAAGGUUCAACAGGGUUAAGGAUAUGGCCUUGCCACAGCUGUGGCACAGGUCAUAUCUGUGGCUCAGAUUCUGUCCCUGGCCUAGGAACUUCCACAUGCCACAGGUGCAGCCAAAAAAUAAAAAUAAAUAAAUAAAUAAAAGCCUUGAUUCAACUUUUCUGCCAUAAUCUGUUAAAAUUCAUAAGAUCAAUAUUGUUCUCCAUGAAUAUAUAAUUCUUUAGAGAAUGCAUUUCUUUUUACUUUUAUUAUACUAAUAUAAUUUUAAUGCUAGGAAAAACUUUUUCAAUGCCCCAAUACUGUGUGAGGAAGCUGUUUUAAGGCCAGUAGAGCAAUUGAUUAUCAUAUCCUAGUGGAUACUGGGUACACUAUUAGAUUCUUAAAAGUGAACAAAGAAAAUUGUAAGAAAAAAUAAAAAUAAAAAAUGAAUAAAGGGUUUUAAUUUAUCAAAUUUUGUGUCAGUGUACUUACUAAAAAAUAUCACAAGACAAAUAGCAAAGCCUGAGUUUUUUUUUUAGGAUGACUAUCCUGAUACAUUUUUAAUAGUGAAGAUAGAUUUAUACUAAGAUAUAAAAACAUAAUGUCUUCCUUUUAAAAGUUUGGCUUUCUCUUGAAUCUGAGUUGCAAAGUUAUAUUACAAGCUCAAAUAUAGCAAAUAAGUGAUUAUAUCAACUGGGAGAUGUUCCAAAUCUGAUAUGGUAUUAAAACACUGAAUUUUUAGUUUUUGCUUUGGUGAUGGCAGUCUUUGUCAUGCCAGUUUUCUACAAGCAAAUAAAAAUAUAACAGGUAAGGAUGGCAUUGAAAAAAUGUAAUUCGGCUUGAAGAUAUACUGGUACAUUUUUAACACAUUCUGACUCAUUAUGUGUACAAUUUAGGGAAAACUUUCUUUUAAAAGUACUUUCUUAGCUUAAAUGAAAACUUUUCUUUCUCUCAGUGGUUUGCUAACACUGGAAAGGAAAAUGCACUUGAUUUUGUGAUUAAGUGUAUUUUAGGAUGUACCACCUGUUUAUCUCAAAAUGUAUUAACUCUUCAUCCCUGCCUCUACCUAUCCCUAUAUCUUUCUCUUUCCAUUUCACAGGAAAAAUUAUGACCUCAGCAUCCAAAGGAAUUCUCCGCCCAUUUUUAAUCGUCUGCAUUAUCCUAGGCUGCUUCAUGGCAUGUCUGCUCAUUUACAUCAAGCCCACCAACAGCUGGAUCUUCAGUCCAAUGGAGUCAGCCAGCUCUGUGCUUAAAAUGAAAAAUUUCUUUUCCACCAAAACUGAUUAUUUUAAUGAAACUACUAUUCUGAUUUGGGUGUGGCCAUUCGGGCAGACCUUUGACCUUACAUCUUGCCAAGCAAUGUUCAACAUCCAAGGAUGCCAUCUUACAACAGACCGCUCUCUGUACAACAGAUCUCAUGCAGUUCUGAUCCAUCAUCGAGACAUCAGUUGGGAUCUGACUAAUUUACCUCAGCAAGCUAGGCCACCCUUCCAGAAAUGGAUUUGGAUGAAUUUGGAAUCACCAACUCACACACCCCAAAAGAGUGGCAUUGAGCACCUAUUCAACCUGACUCUGACUUAUCGCCGUGAUUCAGAUAUCCAAGUGCCUUAUGGCUUCUUGACGGUGAGCACAAACCCCUUCGUGUUUGAAGUGCCAAGUAAAGAGAAGUUAGUGUGCUGGGUUGUAAGUAACUGGAACCCUGAGCAUGCCAGGGUCAAGUAUUACAAUGAGCUAAGCAAAAGCAUUGAAAUUCAUACCUAUGGGCAAGCAUUUGGAGAGUAUGUGAAUGAUAAAAAUUUGAUUCCUACCAUCUCUACUUGCAAAUUUUAUCUGUCUUUUGAAAACUCAAUCCACAAAGAUUAUAUCACAGAAAAGCUCUACAAUGCUUUUCUGGCUGGCUCAGUGCCUGUUGUUUUGGGGCCAUCUAGGGAAAACUAUGAGAAUUAUAUUCCAGCAGAUUCAUUCAUUCACGUGGAAGAUUAUAACUCUCCAAGUGAGCUUGCAAAGUAUCUGAAAGAAGUAGAUAAAAACAACAAAUUAUACCUUAGUUACUUUAACUGGAGGAAAGAUUUCACAGUAAAUCUUCCACGAUUUUGGGAAUCACAUGCAUGCUUGGCUUGUGAUCAUGUGAAAAGGCAUCAAGAAUAUAAAUCCGUUGGUAAUUUAGAGAAAUGGUUUUGGAAUUAAAAGUUUACCAUCAUUUGCACACUUGGCAAAUUAUUUUAAUGAGAUAUUAUCUGGGUCUUGACAAUGAGAAGAGAGUCAACAUUCUGCUUUUGUGUCACAAUUUAUUUGUAUCACUCUUGGGUGACGUGUACAUUUUAAUGGAGAUUUUUAAGAGUGCAGCAUCAGCAAUCACUCCACCUGGUUUUAAAUUAUCAUAUAUAUACCUAAUUAUGUGCACUGAAAAAUAAUUUAUUCUUCUCUAUCAUUUGUAAACAUUGUUUUUUCAUAUUUUUGUAGUUGUCUGUAAUGUAACUUUGUGAUAUGAUUGUUGUUCCUACAUAGAUCGGUUGUUUAAUCCAUUUGGUAAAUGAAGAUGCACAUCUUAAAAUAUGAAGUAUUUUCAUUAAAUAUUAUUAUCUCUAGUUCCAAGUUUGCACAGUGUAACAAAGGAAAAGCAUUUGUAAUCGAAUUCUAACUUCUUUGACUUUGAAGUUGAACAAAGUAUAUAACUGUCUCUCUUUGAUCUGUUUUGUACCUGUUUACCACAUUUGUGAAUGCAGAAUUAUUCAUGUAGUGAAUAAGCAAGAUAGUGAAGCAGAACUGUUCUAUUCAAGAAGCUAUUAGGCUUUCCAUUUAUUUUCAUUAAGUUGACUUGCAAAUGCACCCACCUAUUCUCAUGAUCUUAAGUUAAAAUUAUUUAAGUAUUUUUAAAUAUCCAAUUUGUGGGAAUUUUAGUACCUAGAAAAUAAUCUUAAUAACUCUUAAGAAAAUCUAAGACAAUUUUCUUCCUGACCUUAACAUUUAUUAUUACAAUAAAACAAUAUUAUCAAAUGUCAAGGGAAAAGGAUACAUACAGAUACAAAUCAUAUUUAUAAACAAUACAUUGAUGUACAAUUUUUUAUAACAUAUCAAUUUAUACAUUUUUCCAAAGACCCAAUAUCUAAAGCAGUUUCCUUUUACCAUAAGGGCAGAUAAAUAGGCAUAAUAUUUGAGAUGUUUGUCCUGUAACUUAAAAGAACCUAAAUAAAAUGACCAUUGAGGUGUUAAGUAUAAGAUGCUAAACAUAAUCAAGUGAGAAUCUGUAGGAAACUCAUAAUGCUAACACAGAGUGACAUCUCAAUGCAUAUUUGUUGAAUGAAUAUGAAUGGCAUUGAAAGUCAUCAGGUAAUUUUUAUUUGUUCUGAUAAAGUGACAAUUCUAGCUUAGAGGUACUAACUGGAGAUGCUAUUUUAUAUUCCAUUUUUGUAAUUAUUCAUAUAUGGCAUAUAUGAUCAUAGCCCUCAGGGUUUUACAGAACCAAAAUGAACAUUCAUUACACUAAGUUUUUUGAUAAGUCACCCCUCAACUUGCAGUUGCUGUACAGUGUUUCUCCUGCAUAAGGUUAAGGGCUGGACAUAGCAGAGGACACUAAGUGAGAAAAGAUUGGAAGCCAAGGAAUCUUCAAAGAAGGCAUUUCCCAAAAAAUCUUUAAUAACUUUAUUCCAUUCAAAAACCCAUCAAAGGUGUUAGAAUGUUCUGAUGACAUCUAUCUGGUGUAUGAUGCAAUUUAUUUUAAUAGUCCUAUACAUUGUAACAUCACUAGAACACAAAUCUACAUUUUCUUCAUCAAAUGGAAGUUAGAGAAAAGCAAAAUUGAAGUCAAAGAGAAGGCUCUAUGUCCAGCAAUCCAGACUACCUUGUGAGGGAACAAGCUCUCAAGAUCACUAGAAGGAUUGGGAAGAUUCCUGCACUGGAUGGAGGAUUGUUUGAUCUUUAGGUUCAUUCCUUUUACCCAAGAUUGGACGGGCUCCCUGUGUCAGGCAAUGCUCUAACCAGAAAUGAAGAUGAAUGAGGUACCUUCACUGCCUUAAAGGAGCUUACAGUUAAGUGGAAAAAUGCAUGAAAGCUUCCUUUCAGUCUAUAUUUGGGCCCAUCCUACUCUCAAUGGAGUUUAUAUGAGUCACUGCUGAUUUAAUGAAAGUCAAAUAGCAAAUUUCCCCAAUUGCUUAGCCAUUUGGCCUGUUUCUGAGCUGCAAACUUUGUUUACUCAUUUGACCCCAUGGAAGACUCCUUCCAUAUUAGCUCUUCUAACUGCACUGCAUCCAGAAAUGGUAUAUCUGUGUGGAUGUCCUCUUAGAAUGAUCUCCACCCACAUUUAUUUCAUCAUGUUCAAAUAGUCAAACUCAUGCAUUUAUGUUUACUUUGUAUAUUUUUGGUGUACAAAAUGUAUAGGGAUCUAAAGAGGAUGCAUUGCUAACAGAUUUAGAAAAUUUUGCUUUCUUUGAAAGCAGAAAAGUAUUCAAUAAAAAGCCUUUGCUGUGGUAGAUAUUCAUGAUUUCAAAGAACCGAAAAACCUGAGGGCAUUGCCUCUAUUGUCAACUAUGAAUCUGGUUUCUUUCUCAGUCUGAGACUAUAAUUAUAUGCUGAAAAUACGACUCAAGCUAAAGUAAUAAUACUAAAUGACUAACUAGCACAUCUGUAUAUUAAAAAACCAUUACCAAGUCCCAGAGAAUAAGUUUUCUUAAUUGGAAGUGCUAAAAAUGAAUGAGUCAACUUCAGUUCUGAGUCCAUUGAUCAGUGAGUUUUGAGGCUGGAAGAAAUUGGAACAAUGUUAACAAACUAACCUCUUUGUUCUAGUUAUGAGUUAACUAGAUUCAGAGAUAAUAUUUAUUUAUGACAUAUGCUCACACGCAUACACACAUACUUACACAUUCAUAUACCACACAGCUGUAUUGGCAUAGCCAAAAUUAGAAUUUAAGGGUACUGUCUCUCUUGACCCCAUGUUAUCUUUCAUGGUAUUUUCACCUUAUCAUUGAAGUUAUGUCUCAGUUCUAAAAAUGUAAAUGCCUUAUUGGUGUUAUUAGGGCCCAUAGAAUAUUAUGCUCUAUGUAGAAGCACUUUGACAUUUGAAAAAGUAUACAUACAGGAAAUAAAACAUGAAACUUUUUAGCAUUCUUUCUGGUUUAAAUAUCUUAAGAGUUGAGCUCUAGCAGAAAGAUACAGGUUUUCACUAUAUUUUAAAUGAACUGCAACCCUCAAGAUGGUGAUUUGAUUGUUUCUCAGCCAUUUCUUUAAUAAAUCCUGUGGAUUACAGUUCUUUUGAAGGAUAUCUCAUAGUGAAAGAUAAAGAUUUUCAAAAAUAGCUCACUGCUAGUUAUAAAAAUAAACCAAUUUUGCCAGGAGAUUGUGAAUAUUAAAAAAAGACUAUUUAAAAAUUUUUAUUUUAAAAUAUCAACAAUCUUUUACUUUCAAUGGUCUGAAUAUUUAGAUUUUUUUGCAGGCCUUACUAGUAGGAAUAUAUAAAUGUUAAUUGUUAUAGGCUGUAUUAAUAAGAACAUAUACUGAAUUCUCCAAAUCCAGCAGUAUAUCAUGUUUAAAGAAACAAAGACAUGAUAGUCAUAGUUUGUAACGGCCAUAAAUUUGACAAUAUGAAGUAGAAGCUGAAAAAAAAAAAUCUAAAUAGGAAACUAUUAUCAGUUUAAAAUUUUUAUAUUUACUACAUAAAUUCUGAUAUUCCCAGAAUGUGCAAAAAUAUUUCCUGCUCUGAGGGCUUAGAAAGCUCAGAACAUUUGAGGUGUAAAUUGACCAAAUAUUUAGACAUUAUUUGCUGGGCCUAUAAUUCUUCCCUUUGGUUGGAGGUUAAAUAUGAAAAGAAUAGGAAACUAUACAAUUGAGAUAUUUUUGCUUGCCUAUUUUCAAACUAGAUUCCAUGAGUCUUAAGGUAAUCACCCAGAAAAUGUCUUUGCAUGAAUUAAUGUUACCAAAAAUAAGAUUUAGAUCCUUACACUAUGACUUUGUGCUUAAUAAUAUAUUUCAGUGCCCUUAAACUCUGAUCUUAAUUAGGAGAACUUCUUAAUAAAUUAUAAUUAAGCUGUUAAAAUGAAUUUUGGAAUCUGUUAAACAAAAUAAAUUUUGGAAUCUAAAAUCUAAAAAAUAAAACCAUUUCCUAACACAGAAGAAGAUGUCAACAAGUAUUUGUUGAAUGAACAGAUUGCAUUAGAGAUCAUGGAAAAUAUUUUUUUUAAAUAUGGUAACACUCCCAGCUUCCUGGCACCAGAAAGAGGUGAUAUGUUUAUUUCAUAUUUAUUUUAUGUUUUAUUUGGUCAGUUUGUUGCCUGGAUGCAAAAGGAAGGCAUUUUACAUCUUUCUAGCUUUACUGCAUUCUAAAACCCCCAAAGAAGUAACAAUUCAAGAAAGAUGAAAAGAUUUGGAACAUGUUAACACUGUAUUCAAAUAUUAAUAUACCAACUGUUUCAAGUAGGAAACUCAAUUAGUAUUUAAGGAGAAUACAAAGUGCAAGCACUGUGAAGGGCACAUAUUCAUUACCAAACUAUGCAUGGGGAGAAAUAGCUGUUUUUUUUUGCUUCCUAACUGCACUCCUUUUUAUCGCAAACAUCAGUCUAUCAAGAUGGUAUUUUUUUUCCUGAAUGUCUCUCAUCGAGAGAUUUUGUAGCAUUUUGCAAAUGGGUAAGCUCUGCUACUAUCAAAAGUGUUCUUUCUCUCAGUAAUUCAUAUUGAAUGUAUCCAUAUCCAUAAGGAUUUUACAAAAGAGUUUACAACAUCAAUGAGAAAUAGCCCACCAAACCAGAAAUAUGAAUAAUGCUAAACUGAGUUAUUGGUUGAAAAAAACUGUAAUUUUGAGAAAGCCACUUAACUUCUCUGGACUUUUUUUGUUUGUACUGGCCCUUUUAGUGUCAUUAUCCUCUCACCUAAGAUCUAAAUUGAUAUUUGCAUGUAUUUGCAAAUGCAAUUCCAAUGACCACUGCAAAAUAAUAUUUUGGAGGUAAAUAUUCCAACAAGAUUUCCCUCUUAUUUCUCUGAUUAGAUGUUUGAAGUAUAAAACUGAUUAUUUGAGCUAACAUCUGGAAAGAACCUAAUCCAAGGCUUAGAAUAUAGCAAGUGCUCAGUUAAUUAACUCUCCUCCUUUUACUUCUUCCUCCCCUUGGUUCUCUACCUUUGCAAAUUCAUCAUCUAACUACUCACUGAGACCUUAAUUUCCCUAAGAAAAAUAACCCUAUAUUGAGUAUUAUUAUAACACGUUAGAUUUUUCUAUACCAUCUACAUUCUUAUUACAAUAAUCUGAAAAUCUUUACUGAUGCAAAAUUUCAGGGAGGCAAUGAAGGCACAUAGCAAAUCCCCAGAUAACAAACAGUAAAAUAAGGAGGCUAAUUUGACUAAGCCAGAAUGAAUAAAUCUAGACAAUUUAGUUAUUUUUUAACUCAUGGUAAUAUAUAUUUAUUCAUUUGAUUUCUAUUUAAAAUAUUUUAUGAAGAAUUUAAAAAGAACUUCUCCAACAUCAACUGCCUUUUGUUAGUGUUAGUGAAAAGCCUGGUUCCCAGGUCACCUGAUCUAGAUUCACAAGUAUUUAUGAAUAAUACUGAUUCCUGGGCCUUGCUCAUGCAAUUGGAAUAUCUUCAAAUGAGUCCAAAAAAUGAUUUAAUGUAUGUUCUAAGUUAUUCUGUUCCAUGCUAGAGUUUGUGUACCACCCAUAGCCAAUAAUUCUCAAACACAUAUAUGUCUUUGGAACUUUCUGGGUCAGUGGCAUAAGAAUCACUUGAAGAAGUAUUAAUAAUACUUUUGAUUCUCUGGGUCUGGGAUGGGAACUGGAAUCUGGAUUUUAAAAAUUCCCCUGUAUAGUUCUGAUGUGCUGUCAGGUUUUGAGAUCUGUGCCUUAGCCACCUGUUAAAUGGGAAGUAUUCUAUUGCUCAGUUGAUAUGAACUAUCACCUUUCUUAAGUUCAGUGGGAAUCUUCCAGGUAUGUCAGUACUCAUUCCUCUAUUUCAAGAUCCAAAACAUUGUCUAUGCCUAAUUACUUCAUGCCUGAGCAUAGUACUGACGAAUAAGUCUCUUGAUUUGGAGCAGGUUGUUUACAGUCUCCAGAACUUCUUUCAAGUUUUGAGUGGCUCAUAGCAGAUUUCUCAAGCUUGGAGGCACAUCUAAAUUAUCUGGAAAAGACUUAAAAUUGUGGCUUCCCAAUCCCUCCUCCAGAGUUCUUACCCAGUUGCUUUGAGAUAGGACCCAGAGGUGAACAGUUGUAAAGGCUCCACAGGUAAUAUUGACAUGGGGCUACCUCUGUGAAUCAGAGUCCACACAAAAGACAUGGACAGUUCUUGACCUGGAGGAAUUAGUAGGACAAGGAAAGAUUGCAUACCUAGAAAAAAUAUCUCUCAGUCUCUUUCUGGGUUCUAACUUGAUGUUUAUAUUUUGCAACAGAAAGUCUAGAAUACCCAAUUACUAAAAUCCUUUACAGACAAAAUCUUAGGCUUCUAUGAUCUGCUUAUCUGCUGCAUAUGUUUAAGAGACCUCUUUCCCAGGUUCCAAAGUCCUUGCUUGAUGGGUGGAAAAGUAAUUUGCAACUGGGAGAUAGCAACAAGCUGUAUUAUAUGGAUUUUUUAAAAAAUUGAAGUAUAGUUGAUUUACAAUAUUAUAUUAGGUAUACCACACAGUGAUUCAGGGUUUUUCUAGACUGCCCUCCAUUUAAAUUUAUUGCAAAAUAAUGGCUGUUUUUCCCUGUGACUUACAAUAAGCAACAAGGAUAUAUUGUACAGCACUGGAUUUUUGAUGAACACAAAUUUAGAAUUGAAUUCCAGUUCUGCCACUCACUGUGUGUGGAUUACAUGACUUCUCUUAGCUGCAGCUUUUGCCUCUGUAAAGUGAAGGUAACAUAUUCCUGAUGUGUUUUUUUGUGAAGACAAAUGAAAUGACAUUUAAGUGAUGAGACAAAGUAAACCCAAUUAGUAUGGUUUACCAUAAUGAAAGAACAUUGUGAGGAAUCCAAAAUUAUUUUCACAAUUGGGUUCUAAAACUCUGAAAACUUUGAGCAGACAGUUUAUCAGAAUCAUUGCAAAUUUAAAUAAGCCAAAGGAAUAAUUUUCAGGAGAGGAGAAACAAAUACAUAGAGUGUGGAAGCAUGCAUUCACGUCUAAGUAAUGCAAGGGGUGUGGGGAGCUGGCAUAGUGCAUAGGCAUUAUCUACAUUACUAAACACAUACACCAUUUCUUAAAAAUAAUUGUAACCGAAAGCAUGCCUAAUUCUCUAUGAACAAUCAGUAAAUUAAUAGUCACUUUAGCUUAUUAUCAGUUGGCAUAGCUCAAGUCACAAAAUGGAAUAGCAGGAAGAUUCCCGAGAUCAUUUUCUGGUAAGGAAAGGGGCCUUAGAAAUAUGCAACAACUUAAUUCCUUUAGCCAUACAACUAGCUAAUGAUAUAAAUUAAGAAACAGAAUUAAGUCUCUGUCUAUUUUUCCUAAAGGUAAGAAAAAAGGUGAGUUAUUUUUUAAAUGUUAGGGUAUACAUUCAAUUAGCAGGAAUGUAUUUGUUUAGUGGCACAGAAAUAAAAUAAUUCUUAGCCAGGCUGUGAUUAAGACUCCUCUAAUUGUUAAUUGCACAAUAAAAAGAGUUUUGACACAAAUAAUCUCACUGUUCAUGUGCACAACUUCCAAGUUGUACCGUCAUUAAACAAAAAGUAGACCUAAGGAAAAUUUUCAUUUUUAAUGUGUAAAAAAUGAAUGAUAUUCAAAAUGGUAUUCUUGAGUAGUUCCUAGUUGUGUCACUUUAAAGAACAUCAGAAAUGUUUAUUAUUCCAGAUACUACAUUAGAAAAUUUCAAAAACUGAAUUAAGUCAUUUUUAUCUUAUGAUAUCUCUGGCAACCAAAUGGUUGAAUUAAUUGUAGAUAUAAAGUAUGUUAAAUUAGAGCUUGCUGGAAUUUCAUUAUGAAAAACAAAUGGAAGUUUUAUCUGGAAAACUUUAAGGGCGAUUUCUACAGAAAGGUAUGGUAACUGCAGUGGCUUUCUACACAUGGCUGUGUUCCACUUUGAUUAAUGAGAAUGCAAGGAGGUAGAAAAGCAGGCUCGGCAGAAACAGUACCCAUGCUAAAUUAACAACCCAGUGCUACUCAUUAUGCAAGAAAUACUUGCCAGAGUUACAAUGGUGCAUCCUCUGAUCUCAGAUGGGCGUCAUUAGCCACCUUCAGUCCCUCGGAUAAGACAAUCCAGAAUAUGCCAUUCUCAUCCAAGGCAAGAUUGCCAGAAGAGAGCUCACUAUCAAGAAGGGCAGAAUAUGUGUCUCCAGGGAUUGUAAUGAGCUCAGGCCUUUCAUAUCUUGUUGCCAAGAGCCCUUAAGCAAAUUGAAAAAAUCUGGUGGUCUGUAUGAAACUGAGAGCAGUAUACUUUCUAGAUAACAGAUGACCUAUCUUGAAUAUGUUAUACAUUAUUUUAAAAUAAUGAAUCAAAGGACAAAGACUAUCAUACUUGUGACCAAGAGUUUACCUAAGAGGAAAAAAUAAAACAAAGCAAAAAACUUUCAGCUCGUAGAUGCUCUACACUCAAAUCAAUAAGAGCUCUUGCCCUGGAAGAUUAAUAGGCUAUGUGGCACUAGAAAUGGAGACAGAAAAAAAAAGUUAUGAAAAUAAUGACAUGGAUUUUUAUUCUUAAAAUAAAAAUUCACAUCUCUAGAGCUAUCAGCAUGAUGGCAGCCUUCACAUAAACCAUAUAUUUGUCCAUGUGCCUUUUUCCCCCUCUUUUAAGUUUUUCACUUUUUAAAAAUUUUUUAGGUUUGGUAGGAGUCAGGGUUAGUGGAGUAAUUGUGACAAAUAAAAAACAUUUCCAUAAAUCCUGUGCCAGAUGAAAGUAUGAAGCAACGUUACAGGAGGAAAUGCAACUGGUCAAAAUUAUUUGAGUGAAAUUAUUGAAUAUUUAUCAUCUUCAUUGGAAGACUGUGGUUUAUUCUGAAUCCAAAACAACAAUGUGUACAUAAUAGAUGUUUUUAAAGGGAAAAAGUAAAGAGCUAACAAGUCCGUAGGUAGAUUCAAGUUCACAAAGCUGCAGAAAGGAGAAAAAUGGCAACAACAAACAAGAAAGGAGUCAAGAUCAGAACUCAAGCUCCAGUUUACACAGUCUAUUGUAUAUGUAAUUCACUAGCUCUUCUGGACCACACAUUUCUCAUCUGGCAAUAGAGUGCAGUAGACAUUACUUUAUGAUCACCUAAGAAACUUUUAAACGUCUAGGUUGUUGAUUAGACAUCCUGGGCUAAUUAGCCUGGCACAGGACAUGAGCCACUUCUAGAAUAUUUCUUCUUUUCUUCCUACUCCCUUCCAUGUGAUCAUGUGGAUGCUCUGUGAGCCAGAGAAACAGGGAAAAGAAGUUAGCAGGCAAUUUCUUUAGGAGCUCUAACUAAAGUGUUGCUGAAGAAGAAAGCUUCAGUGGAUCUUUACAGACAAAGAAUAGGGACCCGACAUGCUUCCCUCCUCCCAUUUCCUCAAGAACACACUUAGAGCCUCACCCACAUCUAUCCUUUUUUUUAAAUGUAGUUCUAGUAUCACCUUGAAUAGAACGAAGUACAUUCAAAUAAGGAAGCGCAAAACUAUCAUACUGAAACAAAAUGUGCCAAUUCUAGCCAAUAUGUGACUUGUAAGGGUCAGUAAUACUGAAGGAUUUGAAUGAUAAUUGUAUGUUUUAUUCAUGUAAUGUGAUUUUGCACUAUUGUAUCGUCAUAGUUAAACAGACUCUUAAAAAACCCCAAAACCUAAAUGCCAAAUGUACAGUUUAUAAAUUCAUGUUAUUUCUGAUAAGGAUUUAAUUGCAUUGUGCUAAUAGUUGUUUAAUGCUCUUAAGUUUAAUGCUCUUAACUUUCUGUAUGUGUAUUAUUGCCAUGCAGAUCCAAUAGGGUUGUUGUAAGCACACUAAUUAGUCAUCUGAAUUUUUAUAGAUAAAAGUCACACAUUGAUCAGAAAUCACUUUUCUACUUAUUUUUUUGUAGAGUAUUUUUCCACACUUGAAAAAAAACAUGAUUAUUUUAUAUCAAACAUCAGCUUUUCUUUAAAAUCUUAUUUUAGUAGCCAGUGCAUGUUUGAAAUAAGAUGUGUUAGAAACUAUAUGACGAUAUUAAGAUUGUGACGACAUUAGGUGAAAAAAUGCAUGCCAUUGGUGAAUCAUGCAACUCUGGGGGAAUUUACAGUGCCAGCUCACCCACAGACUUCAUCUCAACCCAUGUGCAUGAUUCACAUUCUUUCAAAAGUCCUUAUUAAACGUUAGCAGUGAAAAUGUUACUCUUAAUGCAAAUAAGUCCAUAGACAAUGCUGCUUUGCUUAUUUUCUAACUUUGCAGCGUAUUGUGGUAAAUUCCAUUCCCCUCAAUUUUCUUCUUGGAGUUUCUUGUUGGCAAUAAAAUACAACAAAUAAAAUCAUUUGUUGGCAAAUGAUACAAUUUACUGUAUAGCAAUUUACUAUAAUAAAGCAUGAAGAUGUGAAAAAAAUAAUCUUAAUUUGUUCCAUACUAUGAACACAAUAUUCUGGCAGCUUUUUCUACAAUCAAGAAUGGUAUGUCUGUGGGAGUUUCCGUUGUGGCUCAGCAGGUUAUGAACCCAAUUAGUACCCAGGUUUGAUCCCUGGCCUCACUCAGUGGGUUAAGGAUCUGGCGUUGGGGAGGUGUAGUGUAGGUCACAGAUGCAGCUCAGAUCCCACAUUGUUGUGGCUGCGGCAUAGGCCAGCAGCUGCAGCUCCCAUUUGACCCCUAGCCUGGGAACUUACUUAUGCCACAGGUGCGGCCCUGAAGAGCAAAAAAAAAAAAAGAAAAGAAUGGUAUGUCUUUUUGUGACACUGCCAAAUCAGUACUACUGCCAGUGGGGUAAAAAGCAAAAAACAAAAACAAAAAACUUCAGGCCAGGUCUGCACAACACUAAAUGGGGCAAUAACAGAACAUCCAGGCAGUGUGGACAGCCAAUCAAUGUAAUAGAUAGGAGGACAAAAGGUAAACCCAAUCUUUUUCUUGGGUAAUUAAGAAAAAAAAAAUGAUUGCAUAGAAAAUAUGAAUUUUGGCUGCAGAGAUAAGCCUCUACAUGCUGAUAAUUUAUAGUAGUCCUUGUGACAGAAAUUGCUCCAGUGGUCUUGCUUUUAUUUUGUUUUUGUGUUCUUUUUCUUAAAGGACACCUUUUGUAAGGGCUUUAUUCCAAGCAGAUAAUGUAUGUGGCCCAACAACCACCCCCUCAGUGAAAGAAGUUAUUCAUCAUGAUAGAGUAAGGAUAUAACAUAGCCCUUGGUGACUUAAAAUACCAAUAUAACAUUUACAUGAUUGGAAGGUAACUUCAUUGCUAUGUUAUUAAAACAAUGGGGAAUCCUAUUUAUACAUUUAUUUAUUUAUUUAUUUGCAGAGUUUGUUUCAUUCAGGUUAUUUUAAUAGCUUCAGUGAAGUCAGUAUAAUGGUAAGAAAUGCUGACUCUACCUACUAUUCCAAGUGAAAAUCAUGCCACUGAGUCUUACUGCUUUCUGGAUUCAAACAUUAAUCCAAAUGACCAGUCUCAGCAGUGUGGAGGCAACUUCCCCAACCAGGAUGUUGUAUGUUUAUGCCAUUUGGCAAUCAUUGAAAUGGGCUCUGAGUUUGGUACCAUUCAGUUUCCUUCACUGAUUCAACCUGUAAAUAACAUAGAACAUUAUGGCAGCUAAGCAAAUAUUUUAAUAAGCCAUGAAAGGCAAAAUGCCAUUGAAGAUCUGUACAUUUCAGCUAUUUGGAGAACUUGUGUUUUCCACAAAUUAAACUGGAGAUGUCAUUUGAGAUUUCCUUCCUUUAAAAGAUGCCAUUACAAUAUGGAUUCCUUGCCACUGAUGUCUUUCUAGGCUUAUAAAUAUAUGAUGUGAUUGCUAUAGUUAUAAUUUUGUGAAAUCUUGUUCAGCAAUUAAUAGUGACUUCAAUCUGUGCUAAGAUCCCCAGGCAGAAAUAAAUAUACAAAAGAUUUGAGCCUGUAUAUGUAAGAAAAAAUUAUCUUCAAUCCUAUUUCUUAUAUUCAGUGUAAGUACUUCACUGAUUUGCCACUGAAGUUAUUCUUUGGAUGUGUAAAUAAUGAUGUUCUAUUCAGGCCUAAUGAAUUACUGUACUGUGAAUAUUUAAAAAUAAAAGAGUUCAGUUUAAAUGUG
Messenger RNA from Sus scrofa (pig), 14245 nucleotides. The record is from RefSeq and is a predicted model, not a curated record. Lineage: Eukaryota; Metazoa; Chordata; Mammalia; Artiodactyla; Suidae.